AGUCGUGUCAACAUGGUUUCAGUUAUCCUGCAGGAAAGUAAGACUUUAACUUUUUAUUUGAUACAUCAAAGCGUGAAGCAUCUGGAACCCACCUACCAAGCUCUCCUGGAUUCCAGUUUUCAGCUGCCGGUAACCUCUCCCUUUUCCAACGGCCAGUCUCUCCUGCCUGCCUCCCUGCAUUGCACGCUGUACCCACCUGGGUCUUUGUCUCCUGCCCCCCCCCCCCCCCCUCCUCCAAGCAACCUCCACCUGCAAGCACUGCCCUGGCCAGCCACAGUUUCCCCUGCCCUGUCCCUGCACCCAGUCGUCCCUGUAAUCUAGUCGUAGUUCCGUUAUGGUCAUAGUUUCUCUUACCUCAGACAUCUAGUUUACGUUCCUUAUUACUAGUCUGAGUUUUCUGUUGAUUUCCAAACAUUGAGAAUAAAAG
This is a messenger RNA of Oreochromis niloticus (Nile tilapia), 427 nucleotides long. Its product is annotated as pectinesterase inhibitor 10-like. NCBI's taxonomy places the organism in Eukaryota, Metazoa, Chordata, Actinopteri, Cichliformes, Cichlidae. Bases 13 to 321 code for a protein of 102 amino acids. The transcript is spliced from 3 exons. The record is from RefSeq and is a predicted model, not a curated record.